UGCCAGUGCCAGAGCGUGCAGACAUUAGUAGUAGAGCCACGGUCACUCGGUGAAGCACUGGUGGGAUACUUUCUUCCAGACUCUCUAUCGUGUCUACAUAUCCUUCCUCACCACCUGCCAGCGGGUUUUCUUCUGUCGCGGUCUGACGACCAACUGACCUUGAUGAGUGGGAACAAGGACUGGACAGGGCAUGACCACUCCCACCCAUCACGCCCUGUCCAGAGGUCACCCCGCUACGAGGAUCCCUGGCAACCACGCGCCUCUCAUGCUCCUACCCUUAUUCCUUCCGCCUCCACCACCCAACAACCUGUCUCUCCAGGACUCCAGACAAGGACACCUUACUCUCUCUCUCCUGCAGUCCCCACAACCUCGCGCUCUCUCUCUCCUCGUUCACCAGCCGGUACUUCUCAUGCAAGCUUUUCCCCCCGAUCUCCAGACAAACCUCGUUCCCUUUCUCCUCAACUUCGCUCACAAUUGCCAUCAGGAAGCGUCUUCUUUAAUACUAUUAAAUCCUCCAGAGACAGAAAUAAACUUUUAGCAGAAACUAAUGUCCGUAGAAAUCCUCCAGAAGGCAAGUUGGACCUUGGCAAUGUUGUAUUGUAUCUCCAAGGAUCUGUGGAUGCCGAAGAUAGCACUCUAGACCCCCAGGUGGUUCAAAGACAUUGGCGGCAAAAACAACUAAGACGACAAGAAGCGCAAAAACAACAGGAAGAGCAGGAAAAAAGUAUAAAAGAACGAAGACAACAGAAACAACAAGAACAACAAAGAAUACACCACCACCAAAAUGAGAUUCAGCAACAACUACAACACAUACAAAACCAACACUGGCAACAACAAAAGAAUCUUCACAAGCAACAACAAAUGCAAGCAUCUGUCCUUAAGAAACAACAAGACAAUUUUCUCAGAGCACAACGACAACCAAUCAACCAAAAGCUUCUCUACCAGCAGCAGGCUGUGAAGCAACAGCUGCUUCAGCAACACCAUGUCCAGCAGCAGCAACUUCUGUACUACCAAGGGCAGCAGGCCCACUCACUGCAACAACAGCUUUAUCAAGUUCAACAGCAACUCGUCACCUUGCAGCAACAGGAGCUACAGCUACAAGAGGAAGAGCAACAACUUCAAGAACAAAUAAGACAAGAAAAAUUAAGGCAGGAGGAAGAAGAGCAUCUAGAGGAAGAGAGGAAGGAGAAGCUACGAAUAGAACAAGAACUUAAAAAAAAUUAUUUACAAAAAGAAAACAAUAACACACACCAUUUUAGUAAUAUUAACCAGCUCCUCAAUCAUGCACUGCACUCUACUGACCAGGAAGGUGAAACAACACAAAAGAUGCAUGCUGAGUAUUUAGAACAUGAGGACGGGGAGGAGAAAGAAGAGAAACAUGAAAAAAUUAAAGAGAAUGAAGGUAGGAAAAAUCAAAACAAUGAAAUAACAUUUAAGUCUUCAUCACCCUCACAUUUAAGACCUCAAGAAAAUGAAAAUCUAGAAACACGUGUGAGCAGAGUUCGAUCUUUCAGCUCCAGCAGCAUUGCAGCUGCAGACAUCAGUGAUAAAUCUGCACACACUAGACUCCGGCGGAAAUCUCUUGGACUUAGCAAGGGUCCAUCUGGACUUAAUCAUGGGCCUUCCCAGUUACACCUUGGACCAGCAGGUCAUGAGAAAGGUCCAGGAAAUCUGAGUAAAGGUCCUGCCUUAUUAAAUAAAGGGCCUAAACAUUUGAGCAAGGGACCACUAGAAGUGCACAAGGGUCCAAGCUGCAUGAGUAGAGGUCCUGCCGAUAUCAACCAAGGACCAUCUGAGAACACGUCAGGCCCUUCAGGGUUAGAUAAGGGACCUAGCAACCUUAAUAAAGGUCCAUUAAUGAGUACUAUCCAUCCUAGUUCCUAUAAAGGGCCUUCUUCAUUAGCAAAGGGACCAGCCAAUAAAAUAAUAGGUUCAGCAAGUUCAAGAGUACCUGCAGAACAUGUUAACUAAGUGCUGUUGCAGCAGGUGGAUUAGCAAUACACUCCAACGUCUUCCGAGUGCCUACACACAAACGUAAAGACUGGAGUGGUUUAGAAAUGUAAAUCACAUUUGGCUGCCUGUUCUGUUCAUAUAAUGCAAUAUUUACUAAUUACACAUUUCAUGUUUAAAUAUAAUCAGGACUGAUUGUACAAGUUUCCUGCACUGUGGUGUGGUAACAUUCUACCAUUAAAAUGUUGGGUGAGAACUAGUUAGCACAACUCAUAAUAUAUAUUUCAUUAGUCUUUCCAAUCAAAUAAUAUUGAUAAAUGUUUGACAUAAUACUUGUUUUCACUAGCAACUCAGUGAAGUAUGAAACCUGAGUAUAUCUGUGUCAACUGUUGGAUGGACUGUGAACAUCAUUAUGAUAAGACUGUUCAGUGCCUCAAAUCUUAACCAUC
Molecule: messenger RNA, 2399 nt
Organism: Portunus trituberculatus (swimming crab)
Lineage: Eukaryota; Metazoa; Arthropoda; Malacostraca; Decapoda; Portunidae
Exons: 2
Coding region: 163-1971 (602 amino acids)
Source: RefSeq, a predicted model, not a curated record